AUGGAUGUCUGUGGUACAAAGAUCGUCACUGUCGUCUACGUUCCCUUUGGCUACCUUCUGGAACCUUGCGCCUUCGACCCAUCAGAGCGAGCACACUUUUGGCUGCCGGGAUCGGAAGUGACCUCGUCCCACGAGCUCUUCGCUUCGCCCCUGGCGGAGUGGAUGUACAUCGAAGCCGCCGGUGUCCUCCGGGUGCGCGUCGAGGCAGAUGAGUUCCAUGACGAUGAGCUUGGACCGCCGAAGACGCGUGAGAGGCUUGUGAAAUGCGCCGUUCCCCGUAUACCGUUACCCGAGGACAUGGUGUGUCACUUCUAUCCCCUCCCCAUCGCACUCGACCCUCACAUCGACCGGCAGCAGUCGAAAGCACAAUUCCUCUCGAUAGACUUUCUAAUCGUCGGGGCCGGCGUCGCUGGCCUUUCCGCCGCCAUCGCGCUCCGCCUCGCAGGGCAUAGAGUGACGGUCCUGGACAAGAAAGAGCCGAUCCGGGACAUCCAAUCCCCAGGAGGCUCCCGGAUAUCCCCAAACGCGACCCGCUCGUUUUACCGCUGGGGCAUGGAGGCAGAGAUGAAGCGGCACGGGCUCAAAAUCGCAGGCAUCAAGAUGCUCGACCACACGUCCGGGAAGCAGCUGGGCGAGUGGGAAUUCGGCGCGCAGGUGUUCGAGGAGAAGGGCGGCGACCUGCUGACGAUGCCCUUCGCCCGGCUCUCUCGGAUUUUGGCCGAACGCGCGGAAGACCUUGGCGCGACGCUUCGCUCGCAGUGCACUGUUCUGUCCAUCCAAGCCCACGCCGUUCGGCCGAGCGUGACGCUCGCUUCGGGGGAGAUCAUCGAGGCCGACGUCGUGGUCUGCGCUGACGGUGCGAUGUGGCCGGAGGGGUCGAGUCGGAAGUGGAUGAUGGACGCGCUGGGCCAGGAGAACGUCGAGAAGCCAACGGGACGGCAAGCGUUCAACCUCUACAUCCGGGGAGAUGCGUUGGCGAACAUGGCCGACCAGGGACUCGUUGAGGAGCUCCACCCACGAGAUAACAUUUUUGCCUGGAUCCACGGCGGGUAUGGCGCCGUGGGAUGGUUCAUGGAAGGCGCAGAGGAGGAUAGAUCGGACUUUUUCAUGUACAUGUACACCGCAGAUGAUGUGGCAGACAAGAACCUUGAGCUAACAAGCAGGGACGCUCUCAUCAAACACUUCUGCAAUUGCGACCCCCGCCUGGCGAAACUCGCCGAAGCCGCACACACCGUCAACCGCAUCUCCAUCUCUGACUUGCCCGCCCUCCAGAGCUGGACGCACCCCGACGGCAACGUCAUCGUCCUCGGCGACGCCGCCCAUCCUCUAUACCCCGGCUCCCUAUACCCCAUCGGCCUCGCCGCCGGCGACGGCGCCUUCCUCGGCGCGCUCUUCUCCCACCUCCACUCGCGCCCCCAAAUCCCGCAGUUCCUCGCCGCGUCGAAGACCAGCGGAGCCAGCGCCUCGCCCAGCUCAUGGCCGAGCUCGCCAGAACCCCUACGCGGGCACGCUUCCGCCGGGGCGUCGAUGACGCGCGGGAACCGGAACUUCGAGGGCACGGACGGGCUGAUCAGCUUCAUCAACACGGUGUGGGCGUACGAUCCGGAGGACGACGCGGAGGCGUGGUGGCAGGAGUGGGGGCUGCCGGCGGAGCGCUCGGAGCGGACGUAUUCGCCAACGGACCUCGAGGUUGGGCACGACGAGCACGAGUGA
Messenger RNA from Epithele typhae, 1713 nucleotides. RefSeq lists its product as uncharacterized. The transcript is spliced from 14 exons. Gene Ontology annotation, molecular function: monooxygenase activity; FAD binding. Gene Ontology annotation, biological process: secondary metabolite biosynthetic process. NCBI's taxonomy places the organism in Eukaryota, Fungi, Basidiomycota, Agaricomycetes, Polyporales, Epitheliaceae. Bases 1 to 1713 code for a protein of 570 amino acids. The record is from RefSeq and is a predicted model, not a curated record.